Meleagris gallopavo (turkey) is the source of this 1581-nucleotide messenger RNA. The record is from RefSeq and is a predicted model, not a curated record. Lineage: Eukaryota; Metazoa; Chordata; Aves; Galliformes; Phasianidae.
UCAAUUAGAGUUUGAUGCUAACGAACCCUUCCCGCGUCUUUGUCCAUGGGAGAAAGAUCUGGAAAAGGCCCGACAUCUGGUUCAGAUCGGGGGAUAAUUGCAGGUUGAGAGUGGGUGGGUUUUUUCCUUCCGGAACUUUCCAAGCUGGAUGCGAUGUCCUCGCACACAUGUGGUCCCAAUUAGGGCUGGUCGGAUGGAAAGGGCAGCUGCUACUAAUUAUGGGCUCAUUAGGGGUGGGAACAUCCCUAGGUCCUCCAACAACCCUGAGUCCUCCAAGGUCCCCGAGACCUCUAAGGUCCCCAGCUCCUCCAACAACCCCGAGUCCUCCAAGAUCCCCAAGACCUCCAUGGUCCCCAGGUCCUCCAACAAUGCCAUGUCCUCCAAGAACCCCAAGACCCCUGAGUCCUCCAAGGUCCUUAAGUCCUCCAACAACCCCAAAACCUCCAAGGUCCCCAAGUCCUCCAGCUACCCAGAGUCCUAAAAUAUCCUGAAGUCCUCCAAGAUCCCCAAGACCUCCAUGUUGCCCAGGUCCUCCAGCAACCCCAAGUCUUCCAAGAUCCCAAAGACCUCCAGAGUCCUCAAGUCCUCCAAUAACCCCAAGUCCUCCAAGAUCCUUAAGUCCUCCAGCAACCCCAAGUCUUCCAUCAACCCAAGAUCUCCAACAACCCCAUGUCCUCCAAAAACCCCAAGAUCUCCAGGAUCCCCAAGUCCUCCAAGGUCACCAAGUUUACCAACAACUCCAAGUCUUCCAACAGUCCCGAGACCUCCAAGAUCCCCUGGUUCUCCAAGAACUUGAAGUCCUCCAAGAUCCCCAGUAUCCCCAAGUCCUCUGAGACCUCCAAGACCCCAAGUCCUCCAGCAAUCCCAAGAACUCCAAGGUCUCCAAGUCCUCCAACAAACCCAAAUCCUGCAAGACCUCAAGUCCUCCAAAAAACUCCAAGUCCUCCAAAAAACCCCAAUUCCUCCAACAAUCCCAAGUCCUCCAACAAACCAGAGUCCUCCAAGAUCCUAAGACCUCCAGAGUCCUCAAGUUCUCCAACAGCCCCAAGUCCUCCAUCGUCCUUAAGUCCUCCAGGACACCCAAGUCCUCCAAGAACCCCAAGACCCCCGAGUCCUCCAAGACCCCAAGUCCUCCAAGGUCCUCAAGAUCUUCCAAGAUCCCAAGACUUCCAAGGUCACCAAGUCCUCCAAGAACCCCAAAUUCUCCAAGACCCCAAGUCCUCCAAGGUCCCCAGGAGCUCCAAUAACCCCAAGACCUCCAGCAACCUCGAGUCCUCCAACAACCACAAGUCCUCCAAGAUUCUUAAGUCCUCCACAAACCUCAAGUCCUCCAGGACCACCAUGUUCUCAAACAACCCCAAGUCCUCCAAGAUCCCCAAGACCUCCAACUACCCCAAAUCCUCCAAGACCCCAAGUCUUCCAACGUCCCCAACACCUACAGCAGCCCCAACACCUCCAGCAACCCCAAGUCCUCCACCAACCUCGAGUCCUGCAUGAGCCUCAAGUCCUCUAGGACCUCCAUGUCCUCCAACAAACCUGAGUCCUCCAAGAUCCUUAAGUCCUCCAAGACCCCCAAAUCCU